AUGCCUGAUAUCUGUGGAGAAAGCUGGUGGUGCAGACUCUUGCAGAUUGGCUUGAAAGCGGAUGAAGGAGGUGAAGAAAAAGGUUACCCUGAAUACCUCAAGUUCAUGAGGGACUGGUGCUAUGUGGCAAUAAAAAUCAUUGACAAAUCUCAGCUGGAUGCUGUGAAUCUGGAGAAGAUCUAUCGAGAAGUGCAGAUAAUGAAAAUGCUUGAUCACCCACACAUUAUAAAGCUCUACCAGGUGAUGGAGACCAAAAGCAUGUUGUACCUUGUGACAGAAUUUGCCAAAAAUGGAGAGAUUUUCGAUUACCUCGCCAGCCACGGCCGCCUAAGUGAGUCUGAGGCCAGGCGUAAAUUCUGGCAGAUCCUCUCAGCAGUGGAGUAUUGCCAUGGCCGAAAGAUUGUGCACCGUGAUCUCAAGGCUGAAAAUCUUCUGCUUGACAACAACAUGAACAUCAAAAUAGCAGAUUUUGGCUUUGGAAAUUUCUAUAAAAGUGGCGAGCCUCUGACGACGUGGUGUGGAAGCCCACCUUAUGCAGCCCCAGAAGUCUUUGAAGGACAGCAAUACGAGGGACCCCAGCUGGAUAUCUGGAGCAUGGGUGUAGUUCUUUAUGUUUUGGUCUGUGGAGCAUUACCUUUUGAUGGACCAACGCUCCCCAUACUGAGGCAACGAGUUCUGGAAGGAAGAUUCAGAAUCCCCUAUUUUAUGUCAGAAGAAUGUGAACACCUCAUUAGAAGAAUGUUGGUCCUAGACCCAUCCAAAAGGUUAACUAUUGCUCAGAUUAAGGAGCACAAAUGGAUGCUUAUAGAAGUUCCUGCACAGAGACUCAUUCUUUAUCCGCCAGGACAGGAGAAUGAGCCUUCCAUUGGAGAGUAUAACGAGCAAGUUUUGCGGCUAAUGCACAGCCUUGGAAUAGACCAACAGAAAACUAUUGAGUCUCUGCAGAACAAGAGUUAUAACCACUUCGCUGCUAUCUAUUACUUGUUGGUGGAGAGGCUCAAAUCACAUCGGAGUAGCUUCCCUGUGGAGCAGAGACUUGAUGCGCGGCAGCGUCGGCCGAGUACCAUCGCUGAGCAGACAGUAGCCAAGGCACAAGCUGUGGUGCCCUCAGUGAACUUGCGUUCACAAAACGCAAGGCUGCUGCGAUCUCCAGGCCUGCCCCCUGCUUCAGGUGCAGAAGCCUUUUCAUUCCCUCCAUCCAGCUGCCAGGCAGAGACAGCAUUUAUGGAAGAAGAAAGAGUUGAGACACCGAAGGUAAAUGGCUGUCUGUUAGAUCCCGUACCUCCUGUGGUGAUGAGGAAAGGAUGCCAGUCACUGCCUACCAGCAUGAUGGAAACUUCUAUUGAUGAAGGAAUAGAGACAGAAGGCGAGUCAGAGGAUGACCCUGCACAGGCAUUUGCAGCCCUCCAAGCAACUCGCUGUGGGAAGAGACGUCACACUCUGGCAGAAGUUACCAACCAGCUGGUGAUGCUGCCAGGCACAGGAAAAGUCUACUCAUUGGAUGAAAACUCAUCUCUGGGCAGCAUUGAUUCAGAGUAUGAGAUGGGAUCCCUUCAGAGAGAUAUUAGCUUCCUGGAAGACACCCCUUCCUUGAAAGAAAUGGUGCUAACUAACCAACCAGCACCCAGAAUGACACCACCUUUCAUAGGCCUGAGACCUGCCAAUCCAGCCAUGCAGGCCCUCACCUCCCAAAAACGAGAGACCCACAACCGCUCUCCUGUCAGUUUCCGAGAGGGGCGUAGAGCUUCUGACACAUCGCUCACACAAGGAAUUGUAGCGUUUAGACAGCACCUUCAGCAUCUGGCACGAACCAAAGGAAUCCUGGAGCUGAACAAAGUCCAGUUGCUAUAUGAACAGAUGGGAUCAGAAGAAGAGCCUACCCUGACAUCACCUGCCACCCAGUUGCAGGACCUCGUUAAUAGUCCCCCUCAGGAAGAAGCAUCUCAGCAGCAGGAGGCUACAUCUGCGUUCCCUAAUGGUGCACACCCCCCAUUACUAUCCAGACGGCAGAGCUUAGAAACACAGUACUUGCAACACAGGCUCCAGAAACCCACCCUGCUAUCUAAAGUUCAGAAUACCUGCCAGCUAUACUGCAAAGAACUACCCCGGAGUCUGGAACAGCAGUUACAGGAACACAGGCUGCAUCAGAAGCGACUCUUUCUCCAGAAGCAGUCCCAGUUGCAAGCCUAUUUUAACCAGAUGCAAAUAGCCGAGAGCUCAUACCCAAGGUCAAGUCAACUGCCACUGUCAUGCCAGGAGGAGGAGCAGCAGCAGCAGCAGCAAUCAACACAGUUCAGCUUGCAGCAGCCUCUAAGCCCCGUCAUGGAGCCUUCCUCAGAACAAAUGCAAUAUGACCCCUUCCUCAGUCAUUACCAGAAAGUACAGUUGGAGCCACUGCCACCUUCCCAGAUCACCAGCUCAUCACAGUUGUCAUCACCGAUUCAGGUGCAGCAGCCAUCACAGUCGUUACAGUAUUCCUAUCAGACUUGUGAAUUGCCUGUUGUCACCUCUUCUGAGCCAGACUACCCAAACCAGUGCCAGUAUUCCAUGGACCCAGCACAACAGAGCAAUGUAGCAUUGCCUGACAGCCAGAGCAGCUCAGCAUCUCGUGAGUCUCAAUCAAACUAUGAUGCGUUAACCCUCUCAGAAUUGCCUGGACUCUUUGACUGCGAAAUGAUGGAGACUGUAGAUCCCCAGCACAGUGGCUAUGUCCUGGUGAAUUAAAAAUGCGGGGUGGCUAACAUGAGAGUGAAAGACGGGACAAACAAAGGAGAAGCAUGUGAAUUUUUGUUUUUGUUCCCACGCUAAAGUUCCUGGUAAUUUUCCAACCCCUGAAUUAAACAGGGGAUAUAAAAAUCCACCUGACUGGAAAGAGCAGGGGAUGGCUACAAGCGUUUGUUCGCUAGCUCAUCUUGUUGGCAGCAGGGGCUGGAGAACAGAGAGUGCAGUUUGGUUCAACAAAGAACCAGUUUGCGUGGAAGGAACCAAGGAAAAAAAGGAAAAGAAAAAAAAAAAAGUGAAUCUUGAAAGAAAUGGCCCCUUCCAAAAAAAUUGGAUAGUCUGGCAGCGUUCAUCCAAUACUAGGAGAAAGGAGACUGAGUGCAUAUUGCGUUGCACUUCUUGGCAAUAAAAGCAAUAGUUUUCAUUGAAAUUCAGACUAGAAUUUGGGUCUACACUGAUGGCAAACGUAUAACAGUAUAGUCAGGUGGAUUUAAAGGAAAGUUGCACUUUGGCAUCAAAUUGCUGGUUGUAAGCUACUGAUCUUGAACUACUCCACAGUAAGUCUCAGAGCUCACCAGGCAUCUCGAGCAGCCUCCAGUUCCUCCUGUUAGCAAGUACACAGUAUUUCCCAAGCCUGCCAAGGAACUCUCAGUCAUCCACAAAAGGAAGCCUCUGGAUCUUUGCAAAGUGACAUACUGACCUAGUCAAAAGAUACCUGGAACUGACACAGGGUGCCACAGUGGUUUGUAGACCUCUGGGUGGGGCUCAGAAUACAAAAAGGUAAAGGAUUAGUUAACAGGGAGACAGAGGGUAAGACAUACCACGAGAAGGUCAAGAACUGCAGCCAGUGACAUCAAAAAGUCAGCCUUUGGCAUCUGAAAUCAACCCUUUUUGCAGGCAGCCCAUUGUGGAGUGCUCCGUCUUGGAGAAGUUCUGAUCACUGGAGAGGAUUCAUCUGUCCUUUUGUUGCUUUUUUGGAAAACAAACAGUGUUUUGAAUUUACAGUAUGCGUUGCUGGUGGUUUAUUGAGCUUUGUAUAUUUGGACAAUUAUUUAGGGUUUUAGAACUUAAGGAUAAAAACAAUGAGCUUAAAAAAACCUCUGUGAAGUGAUAGUGCUGUGCCUUUUUCGGUUCCUUAUCAGACUAUAUGCUUUUUUCUGAAGAAAGUAGACGAUACCCCAUUUAUAUCCUUGCUACAGCCAAAGUCCCUUCAGAGCACGCGUUCCACCAUGUGGAACAUAACGUUUAACUUUUUUAGUGCUUUGAUUGCUCAUGUAUAUAUAGUGUUGAAAGUAUUACAGCAAUAUUUAGCAUCAAGAACUGUUGAUGUAUUAACCAUUUCAACAAAUGCUAAACUCAACAAGCACUUGUGUCUCCAGACCUUUCAGUCAUGACAUGUUAGACAUAGGAGGAUUGUUCAGGAGUCAAAGUUUAGGUCUCCGUAAUAUGGGUUUUGUCUCCAGUCUUUAAAUAUUGUGGGGCAUUGUCUACCUUCCUGUAAAUGAGCCCCACAGCUGGAACUUGCAGCCCUUUUCUAAGCAAACAUUAAGCACAAUGCCGAUUACUAAAGCACAAAGAAUGAUGGAGAAACAGAAUGAUGGAUCACAUGUAUAGGAAACACCACUGUUGGCUGGAAAGUUUCUCUGGUAUUAAAAGUUCAGUGAGCUAAGGUCUUUGGCACCACAAGUCAAGAGGCUGUAGCCACCAAACUCAAUAGAGUUUGGGUAUUCAGGGGCGCCUGGUCAUUUUAAGUUGAUAGACAAACAUCUUGGUGUUACACAUACUACAGCAAAGCACUAGGUUGAACAGGCAGCAAAAGGAGGAAGAAA
Messenger RNA from Struthio camelus australis, 4550 nucleotides. Lineage: Eukaryota; Metazoa; Chordata; Aves; Struthioniformes; Struthionidae. The record is from RefSeq and is a predicted model, not a curated record.